Messenger RNA from Micropterus dolomieu (smallmouth bass), 1113 nucleotides. RefSeq names its product N-acetyllactosaminide beta-1,3-N-acetylglucosaminyltransferase 3-like. The record is from RefSeq and is a predicted model, not a curated record. Gene Ontology annotation, cellular component: membrane. Gene Ontology annotation, molecular function: hexosyltransferase activity. The transcript has 2 exons. The coding region runs from base 1 to 1113 and encodes 370 amino acids. Lineage: Eukaryota; Metazoa; Chordata; Actinopteri; Centrarchiformes; Centrarchidae.
AUGUCCAGAUUUUUUAGGAGGAGAAAACUCAAAGCAGGAACAUUAGUGCUUGCACUUUUAAUUGUUCUUUAUCUCUGUAAAGACUUUGACCACAAAGCCAUUCAACUCCAAGAAAAUGGGGAGUACGAUGGCAGUCAAAGAAAGGCAUCCACCAUAAACACAUCCCCGCCAAGAUGUGAAAAAAAUGUUUCUGCUGACAAAAUCCCAGGCUUCAGCUUUCUUCCUGAUAGGAUUAAAGACUUUCUCUACUAUCAUCACUGUCGCCAUUUCCCAAUGCUACUGGACAUCCCUGACAAAUGUGGACGAGCUGAUGAAUCUGCAGACAUCUUUCUUCUGCUGGUCAUUAAAAGCCCCCCUUUAAAUUACGACCGCCGAGAGGUGCUGCGUAAAACCUGGGCUCAAGACCGGUUACACAAUGGUGUGUGGAUCAAGAGGAUCUUCAUCUCAGGAACGUCGAGUACUGGUUUGGGGAAAACGAAGCUGAAUAAACUCCUCGCUCUGGAGCAAGAGGAGCACAAUGACAUUCUCCAAUGGGACUUUAACGAAUCAUUCUUAAACCUCACCUUGAAGCAGAUACUCUUCUUAGACUGGAUGGAAAGAAACUGUCAGAACGUUCGCUUCCUGCUAAAUGGCGAUGAUGACGUCUUUGUCAACACGAACAAUGCGGUUGAGUAUCUCCAAGGCCUCAAGAAUAAUGACGGAAGGAGGCACCUCUUUACUGGCCAUCUCAUCAGACGUGUGGGUCCAAUUAGAUCAUCAAAGAGCAAGUAUUAUGUUCCAUUGGAGGUAUACAAGUCAAACUUAUAUCCCCCUUACUGUGGCGGUGGGGGCUUCAUCAUGUCUUUCUACACAGCUUUGGUCAUACACAGGAUGUCCCAGUCGAUUCCUAUGAUUCCCAUUGAUGAUGUUUACAUGGGCAUGUGUCUGGCCAAAGCAAAACUAGCACCUGUUUCUCAUAUGGGUGUGAAGACGGCAGGAUGGCACAUUCCCUCCAGAAAACUAGAUCAAUUUGACCCUUGCUAUGUAAAAGAACUGCUUCUGUUACACGGAUUCCGACCAAAUGACAUGUAUGUCAUGUGGGAGACAAUACAGGAGCCCAAUCUGAUAUGUUGA